This is a messenger RNA of Priceomyces carsonii, 1014 nucleotides long. RefSeq names its product Smc5-Smc6 complex subunit. The transcript has a single exon. Lineage: Eukaryota; Fungi; Ascomycota; Pichiomycetes; Serinales; Debaryomycetaceae. The record is from RefSeq and is a predicted model, not a curated record. Bases 1 to 1014 code for a protein of 337 amino acids. Gene Ontology annotation, cellular component: nucleus. Gene Ontology annotation, biological process: DNA repair.
AUGCCAAAACGGUCAAGAGAACGAUCGGAUGAAGUUGAGUCAGAGCUUGGGAAGGAUAAAAGGAAGAGAAAUAACAAUGAAGACAAUCAAAGCGUCUUGAUUGCACAGAUCAUCCGCACUAUCUUGGGUAGAGAAUUGAAAGGACAACUCAUAAGAAGAGACCACAUCAGUCCUAUUAUUUCGAAAAGCAAAGCAAGUUAUAAUACUAUUAUGAGUGAAGUUACAUCAAUAUUAGAAGACGUUUACGGCAUGACAUUAAGCGAAGCCCCCGUGAAUAAUAAGGAAAGUUCUAAACAUAGAGAAAAUCUGAAAUCGAAGCAGUUAUUUUUGCUAACAAACUGUAUGAAUACAAAAUCUAAGGAUAUAUUGGGACAGCUUUGGAGUAAGAAUUUUACAGAAACCCCCAAUACAGAUAUAAAUGCCAUCAAUGUGGAUCAAAAUGAAUUCUUUUUACCCAAACAUAGUAGAACCUCAAACCCUUCUAGCAACCACGAGUUGGUCAAGCAAGGAAUUUUGCUCUUGGUGAUAUCUUUAUUGGUGCUUAAUGAAAAUCGAUUAUUAGAACAUGAUUUGGUCAAAAUAUUAAAGUCCUUUGGACUCGCUGACAAUUUGAACAUCAAAAAUACGAAUUAUAAUUUAAAUAUUUACGAAUUGGUUGCUGACUUUGUCAAGAAGGAUUAUCUCAGCAAGCAACAAUUAAAGGGCUCUACUGAAUCUUCCACUGUGGUUGAAUUUGCAUUAGGAAGACGCGCUCUUGUGGAAUUUCCUCCAGAGUCACUAUUUUCUUAUUUCAAGAUAAUCUACGGAGAGACAUUUGACAGACACACAGCUGAACGCGUGCUUAUCACUAUAGAAAGAGCUCUCGAGAUACUUCCUAAAGACUUGGAGGCCAUGGAUCCCACUUUACAAGAAGAGCCUACUAUGACUUCGGUGGUGCAACAAAUUCCUUCGCCUAGUCUUGUUAUCCAGUCCCUAGAAGACGACUUUACUCACGAUGACGAGUUUGCAGAUUAG